Beauveria bassiana ARSEF 2860 is the source of this 3345-nucleotide messenger RNA. RefSeq names its product GRAM domain-containing protein. Bases 1 to 3345 code for a protein of 1114 amino acids. Gene Ontology annotation, cellular component: mitochondrion; cortical endoplasmic reticulum; endoplasmic reticulum membrane. Gene Ontology annotation, molecular function: sterol binding; sterol transfer activity. The record is from RefSeq and is a predicted model, not a curated record. The transcript has 2 exons. Gene Ontology annotation, biological process: intracellular sterol transport. NCBI's taxonomy places the organism in Eukaryota, Fungi, Ascomycota, Sordariomycetes, Hypocreales, Cordycipitaceae.
AUGGAGAGCCAAAACGGACUGGGCAAGCUAUUGCCCAAGUCGCUGGCGGCGCGACGCAAGCUGCGAAGCAAAAGCAGUAAGACGCGCGACGGAGAUACGAUAGACGAUGCGACGACGGGCAGACCACCGUCUAGCGGAAACCAGUCGCUGUACGCCGACGACCAAAACGACGACCGCGAGUACAGCAAUGAUGCAGAUAAUGGGAGCUUUGCAUACUACGAGUCAGGCGCAGAUGCGAACCACAGUGGAGAAUCCCUACAUCCGUCGUCUGGGUCGCAACCAGUGCGGCCGGUCCCUUCCAACCACCCGUCACUAGUUGGCUAUCUCACCACUUCCUCUCCUGCCGUCCAGGCUGCUCACUUCGAUUCGCCGCCCAAGAUUCGGCCCUCGUCGCGAAACAGCCGCAGCCCCUGGCGGAGGGGUUCCAGCAACAAACAGGCAGACGCUCCAGACGCUGCGUCGUCAGACAAGCUGCCCGGAUUGCCGGCGCCUGCCAAGCUGGCUGUCGCCGAUCGGGAGACUCGGGGGGGAAGGCCCAAUAUCGAGGUCGACGUGCCCCGGACCCCCCCUAACGGCGACAAGCCGGGCCCUGUUAUUGUCAACACGCCACCGACGCCGACCGACGCCCGCCUCGCUUCCAGCCGGGCUCCGACCUCUUCACCGGACAAACGCUCUCCUGGCUCUGCAACCCAGAGUCCUGCCGAAACUGGAUCGCCCACACGAAGCAUGAACAUUCAUAGGAGAAGCAAGUCGGGAGGGGCUGCUAUCGGGCCGAGCAAGCUGUCCAACAUCACGUCCGCGCCACUGACCCCGGGUUCAGAGGCGGAAAAUAGUGUUCAAACGCCGAGUGCAACCGGAUUUUUCUCUUCCGUCAUCUCCGCUGCCCAAAAUGCAGCGACGACUUUGAGCAACAAUAUGCCCGGCGCUAACAUUGGCAUAACCGGACAAAAAGGUAAAGCACCGAAUUCGAAAACAGGAAGCCUAGAAGCCGUCGACCAGUUGGAAGACAACAGUAGUACGACUUCUCAACAAAAUAAAGAAGAAGCUUCUCAGUCACAAGCACGAAACAUGCAGCGCAGCUCAGCCAUCCAAACCCUGGGUGCCGGAGAGCUGAGCCUCAGCCAGCUUGGCCUCUCGGAUGCACCCAGCAAUGUUACUAGCCCCGCCAGUGCUAGAUUCCCCGAUGUUGUUGAUACUCGCGCCAGAUCCGAAUCAGCGCCCGUCGAACCCCAUAGCGAGCUGCCAAGCGACGAACCAGGCAGUAGGCCACGAUCGGUCAUUGAAUCAGCCAACGGCGAUGAUAUCGCACAAUCGCAAUCGCAAGCCGACAGUGCCGGUCCCAACAGAAGCUCAAGUGUGCGCAGCGCACUGAAGCCUCAUAGGAAGAGAGGCAGCUCCGUGACUACCGGUGCGACCAUUGGCGUGCCCACGAGUGUUCCGCUGCAGCCAACACCGACCUUGGGUGCUCCCAAGCUCACAGGUUUUGCUAUUGCUAGUAAGAAGAGAAAUCGCGACUUUCACUCUUUCUUCAAGAGCGUUCCGGACGAUGACUAUCUCAUUGAGGACUACAGCUGCGCCUUGCAACGAGAAAUUCUGGCUCACGGCCGUCUGUACGUCUCCGAGGGUCAUCUUUGCUUCAGCAGCAAUAUUCUUGGAUGGACGACUACGCUGGUCAUGAGCUUUGACGAAAUUGUAUCGGUCGAGAAGCGAAGCACGGCGUUGGUCUUCAAGAAUGGCUUGAUGAUUUCAACUCUGCACGCCAAGCACAUUUUCGCAAGUUUCACGAGCAGAGACGCUACCUAUGACUUGAUUGUCAAUAUUUGGAAGUUGGGUCACCCCACGCUCAAGAGCUCUCUUAACGGCGUCCAGCUCGAAGGAACAGGUGGUGACAAGACAGAAAAGGUGGACGAUGAGCCUCAGGGCCUAGGUCUGGAGAAUGAGACUCCUGUGGGAUCUGAGUCGGAGGGUGACAGCGACGAUGAAGAAUUUUACGACGAAGAGGAGGACGGCGCUUACGUGGAUACCGAGUCAACAGAAGCUGGUGUCGGCGCAGAUGCGGACAAUGAGAAGGCUGUGAGUCGCAAAGUUUCCGGUAUGACUACACUGAAUGGUGCAAACGCGGACAGCGCCAAGGAUAUUCAAACCUCGCCAGCGCUCGGUGGUGAUUUUCCAGGCCCAGCAACACACGCGCCAACCGAGUGCUCGGAUGGCAGCACGCAUUUCGACAAGACUGUUGGUGACGACAUCAUCCCUGCUCCGCUAGGAAAAGUCUACAGCUUGCUCUUUGGCUCCGGAUCAACGGCUUGGAUGACCAAAUGGUUGUCUGAGGACCAGAAAUGCCUUGAAGUGACGAUUGACGAGAAAAGGGGGUUGACCAUGGACAACAACACGAGGGUAUGGACCUAUAUUAAGCCUCUCUAUGCUUCACUGGGUCCCAAACAGACAAAAUGCAUCGUGACGGAAAGCCUGGAGAGCCUCGACUUUGAGAAAUCAAUCACACUGAUGCUAUCGACACGGACGCCCGAAGUUCCGUCCGGGACACUGUUUACGGUCAAAACCAGAUAUUGCCUUACAUGGGCUGAGAACAAUGCGACAAGGGUGCAAGUGAAUUACACGACGGAGUGGACUGGUAAGAGCUGGAUCAAAGGCCCGAUUGAGAAGAACGUGAAUGACGGCCAAGCCAAAUUUUGCGAGGAGCUGUUUGCUUCGGUCAAGGCGGCGGUGACGACUAGAGGUCGGUCCAAUACGUUUCCGAAUGGCGGCAAGGGAAAGAAAAAAGGCAAAAAGGGCAGAGCCAGCCUGACUGCCAACGAAGAGUCGGAUUCCUUUGCCAAGAGGAAGGAGGCGUCGAAGACGAGCUGGGGCCCGUUGGAACCAAUCCGGGGAAUACUGGAGCCGAUAUUCGAUAUUCUCAAGCCUGUCAUGACGGGCAACGUCAUGUACGGACUGCUUGUGGGACUGUUGGUUGCGUCGUGGUUCGGGUUCGGCUUUUCGCCCAGCAAACCGGCGGGCGGGUUCGGCGCAGGUGCCGGUGGGCGAAGCGAGCUGAUGGACAUGUACGGUCCUUUGAGGCUGGCUGCGUACGAAGAGAUGUGGCGCAGAGAGGAAAGUGAGCUGUGGGAGUGGCUCGAGGAGCGAACAGGCCUGGGGCAGAUGGACACAGACAGUCAUGGCAUCAGGAAGCGCGCGGUUGAGCCGCGUACAAUGCAGGAGAGGCUUCGUGAGUCACGAAUGGACGCGCGCGAGGUGCAGGAGGCGAUUCGUGUGACGGAAGAAAAACUCAAAAUACUGCGACAGGUCAUUGUGAACAAUCCAAAGCAGGAAAAAGCAAGUGAGGCGGUUUAA